GCCCAGCCAACCUCGGACCUCAGUUGAGUUUCUCUUUCACUUAGCGAUCGAUCCGAUCCCUGAGGUCCUGCACCUAGGACACUGCCCAAGUCAGGGAAGGAGGGAAGGAGAAGGGGGUCUGAGCGGCAGGCUGCUGGGCGCCCGGGCAUGCUGAGGUAAGAGGAGCAGUUUGGGAGCCUAAGGAGCAGGGACUCCGUCUGUGAGCAAGAAAUGGAGCGACAGGGCUGGAGUGGAAGAGAUCGGCUGAGAAACAUCUGCCCACGGGGCUGCAGAUGGACCUCCGACUACAGAAAACCGUUUGAACGGAUAUAUAAAAAAGCAUUCUAUUUCUACUUUCGGAACCUACAAUAUGCCCAUGGCCGGAAUAAUACCUUCCUGUGCUGCAAAAUAAUCAGAGAGCGGGACAACCAACUUUGGAAAGAGGUCUUUCUAAACCAGGUUGGCCCUCACAGACUCCAUGCAGAGCUCUGCUUCCUCUCUUGGUUGCAUGACAUUAACCUAUCCCUUGAUGAGACCUACAAGGUCACCUGGUAUGUGACCUGGAGCCCCUGCAAUGAAUGUGCAGAGGAGAUUGCAGAAUUCCUGACCAAUCACAAGAAUGUGACCCUGACCAUCUUCAAUGCCCGCCUCUACUACUUUUGGAAACCCGCAUUUAAGGAGGGGCUGCGAGCGCUGGCUGACAGAGGGGCCUCGGUGAACAUCAUGGACCUCUCAGAUUUUAAAGACUGUUGGAAUCUCUUUGUGUGCAACAAAACAUUCAAGCCUUGGAAGAAAUUUUAUAAAUACUAUUUGUUCCAAGAUGAAACCUUGAGUGAGAUUCUCAGAAGGGAGAUGCCGCUAAGAGAAGAAACAUUCCGGGUGCAGUUUAACAACGCACACAAGGCCCCAAAGCCCUUCUGCCGCAGGGUGACGUACCUGUGCUACCAGCUGCAAGAAGCGAGCGGAGGCCUGGUGACCAAAGGCUGCCUUCGGACCAAGAAAGGUCAGCACGCAGAAAUUCGCUUCAUUGAAAGGAUCCAUUCCAUGGCCCUGGACCAAGCCCGCAGCUACCAAAUCACCUGCUUCCUCACAUGGAGCCCCUGCCCAUUCUGUGCCCAGGAACUGGCUUCGUUUAAAAGCACUCACCCUCGCGUGCACCUGCAGAUCUUUGUCUCCCGCCUCUACUUUCACUGGAAGAGGAGCUACCAGGAGGGGCUGCAGCGGCUGUGCACAUCCAAGGUCCCGCUAGCAGUUAUGGGCCACCAAGAGUUUGACUACUGCUGGAACAACUUUGUGGACCACAAGUCAGGGCCCUUUGAGCCCUGGGACAAACUAGAGUACUAUAGUAACUGCAUAAAAAGGCGCUUCAGGCGGAUCCUGAAGUCCUGGGGUGUGGAUGACUUAACAGACAACUUCAGAAAUCUGCAGCUUGGGGGCCGGGGAGAUGGCUCAGUAGACUAAGUGCUUGCCUGGCAAGCACAAGGAUCUGAGUUCAAU
Octodon degus (degu) is the source of this 1476-nucleotide messenger RNA. RefSeq names its product DNA dC->dU-editing enzyme APOBEC3-like. Gene Ontology annotation, cellular component: P-body; nucleus; cytoplasm. NCBI's taxonomy places the organism in Eukaryota, Metazoa, Chordata, Mammalia, Rodentia, Octodontidae. The transcript has 8 exons. Gene Ontology annotation, biological process: cytidine to uridine editing; DNA cytosine deamination; negative regulation of single stranded viral RNA replication via double stranded DNA intermediate. Gene Ontology annotation, molecular function: RNA binding; zinc ion binding; cytidine deaminase activity. The record is from RefSeq and is a predicted model, not a curated record. The coding region runs from base 211 to 1440 and encodes 409 amino acids.